GGGGCUUGACUAGGCUUCUCGGGAAAGUUAGCAGGCGGCUUCGGAGCAGCUCGGAGCCAUGGCGCGCACGAAACAGACAGCGCGGAAGUCGACGGGCGGGAAGGCGCCGCGCAAGCAGCUGGCCACCAAGGCGGCCCGCAAGAGCGCGCCGGCCACGGGCGGCGUGAAGAAGCCGCACCGCUACCGGCCCGGCACGGUGGCGCUGCGCGAGAUCCGGCGCUACCAGAAGUCGACGGAGCUGCUGAUCCGCAAGCUGCCCUUCCAGCGCCUGGUGCGCGAGAUCGCGCAGGACUUCAAGACGGACCUGCGCUUCCAGAGCUCGGCCGUCAUGGCGCUGCAGGAGGCGAGCGAGGCCUACCUGGUGGGGCUCUUCGAGGACACCAACCUGUGCGCCAUCCACGCCAAGCGCGUCACCAUCAUGCCCAAGGACAUCCAGCUCGCCCGGCGCAUCCGCGGCGAGCGCGCCUGAGGCUCCUGCCGCCGCCCCUCUGGUGCUAGCAGACACUGAGACAGCCCACACAAACCCAAAGGCUCUUUUAAGAGCCACUCCAAGUGCAAUAAAAAGAGCUGUAGCACUCUUAAAUCAUCUGGGUUUAGAAUUAGUGAACAGUGCUGCUACCCUUUCCUUCCAGUCCUAAAUCUGUUACAUUCCCCCCCUCCCCCUUAAGAGUAACUAUGUUCCUUGGCUUAACUGGAUUCUCUUUCCCUCAUCCCUCUUCUACCCCUGCCCCCUUUGAGGUUUUUUUCCAUACUGUAACAUUUGAUUUGUAGUCCUGGCUACUCCUAAUUUUUUUUUUUUUUUG
Molecule: messenger RNA, 803 nt
Organism: Dromaius novaehollandiae (emu)
Lineage: Eukaryota; Metazoa; Chordata; Aves; Casuariiformes; Dromaiidae
Product: histone H3
Exons: 1
Coding region: 59-469 (136 amino acids)
Cellular component (GO): nucleosome
Molecular function (GO): DNA binding; structural constituent of chromatin; protein heterodimerization activity
Source: RefSeq, a predicted model, not a curated record